AUGGAGUGGGGUUACCUGUUGGAAGUGACCUCGCUGCUGGCCGCCUUGGCGCUGCUGCAGCGCUCUAGCGGCGCGGCGGCCGCCUCGGCCAAGGAGCUGGCAUGCCAAGAGAUCACCGUGCCGCUGUGUAAGGGCAUCGGCUACAACUACACCUACAUGCCCAACCAGUUCAACCACGACACGCAGGACGAGGCGGGCCUGGAGGUGCACCAGUUCUGGCCACUGGUGGAGAUCCAGUGCUCGCCCGAUCUCAAGUUCUUCCUGUGCAGCAUGUACACGCCCAUCUGCUUGGAGGACUACAAGAAGCCGCUGCCGCCCUGCCGCUCGGUGUGCGAGCGCGCCAAGGCCGGCUGCGCGCCGCUCAUGCGCCAGUACGGCUUCGCCUGGCCCGACCGCAUGCGCUGCGACCGGCUGCCCGAGCAGGGCAACCCUGAUACGCUGUGCAUGGACUACAACCGCACCGACCUCACCACAGCCGCGCCCAGCCCGCCGCGCCGCCUGCCGCCGCCGCCGCCGCCCGGCGAGCAGCCGCCUUCGGGCAGCGGCCACGGCCGCCCGCCGGGAGCCAGGCCCCCGCACCGCGGCGGCGGCAGGGGCGGUGGCGGCGGGGACGCGGCGGCGCCCCCAGCUCGCGGCGGCGGCGGUGGCGGGAAGGCGCGGCCCCCUGGCGGCGGCGCGGCUCCCUGCGAGCCCGGGUGCCAGUGCCGCGCGCCCAUGGUGAGCGUGUCCAGCGAGCGCCACCCGCUCUACAACCGCGUCAAGACAGGCCAGAUCGCUAACUGCGCGCUGCCCUGCCACAACCCCUUUUUCAGCCAGGACGAGCGCGCCUUCACCGUCUUCUGGAUCGGCCUGUGGUCGGUGCUCUGCUUCGUGUCCACCUUCGCCACCGUCUCCACUUUCCUCAUCGACAUGGAGCGCUUCAAGUACCCGGAGCGGCCCAUCAUCUUCCUCUCGGCCUGCUACCUCUUCGUGUCGGUGGGCUACCUAGUGCGCCUGGUGGCGGGCCACGAGAAGGUGGCAUGCAGCGGUGGCGCGCCGGGCGCGGGGGGCGCUGGGGGCGCGGGCAGCGCGGCGGCUGGCGCGGGCGCGGCGGGCGCGGGCGCGGGCGGCCCGGGCGGGCGCGGCGAGUACGAGGAGCUGGGCGCGGUGGAGCAGCACGUGCGCUACGAGACCACCGGCCCCGCGCUGUGCACCGUGGUCUUCUUGCUGGUCUACUUCUUCGGCAUGGCCAGCUCCAUCUGGUGGGUGAUCUUGUCGCUCACGUGGUUCCUGGCGGCUGGUAUGAAGUGGGGCAACGAAGCCAUCGCCGGCUACUCGCAGUACUUCCACCUGGCCGCGUGGCUUGUGCCCAGCGUCAAGUCCAUCGCGGUGCUGGCGCUCAGCUCGGUGGACGGCGACCCGGUGGCGGGCAUCUGCUACGUAGGCAACCAGAGCCUGGACAACCUGCGCGGCUUCGUGCUGGCGCCGCUGGUCAUCUACCUCUUCAUCGGCACCAUGUUCCUGCUGGCCGGCUUCGUGUCCCUCUUCCGCAUCCGCUCGGUCAUCAAGCAACAGGACGGCCCCACCAAGACGCACAAGCUGGAGAAGCUGAUGAUCCGCCUGGGCCUGUUCACCGUGCUCUACACCGUGCCUGCCGCGGUGGUGGUCGCCUGCCUCUUCUACGAGCAGCACAACCGCCCGCGCUGGGAGGCCACGCACAACUGCCCGUGCCUGCGGGACCUGCAGCCCGACCAGGCACGCAGGCCCGACUACGCCGUCUUCAUGCUCAAGUACUUCAUGUGCCUAGUGGUGGGCAUCACUUCGGGCGUGUGGGUCUGGUCCGGCAAGACGCUGGAGUCCUGGCGCUCCCUGUGCACCCGCUGCUGCUGGGCCAGCAAGGGAGCCGCGGGGGGCGGGGGCGCGGGCGCCACGGCCGCGGGGGGUGGCGGCGGGCCGGGGGGCGUCGGCGGCGGGGGACCCGGCGGCGGCGGGGGCUCCCUCUACAGCGACGUCAGCACCGGCCUGACGUGGCGGUCGGGCACGGCCAGCUCCGUGUCUUAUCCAAAGCAGAUGCCAUUGUCCCAGGUCUGAGCGGAGGGGAGGGGGCGCCCAGGAGGGGUGGGGAGGGGGGCGAGGAGACCCAAGUGCAGCGAAGGGACACUUGAUGGGCUGAGGUUCCCACCCCUUCACAGUGUUGAUUGCUAUUAGCAUGAUAAUGAACUCUUAAUGGUAUCCAUUAGCUGGGACUUAAAUGACUCACUUAGAACAAAGUACCUGGCAUUGAAGCCUCCCAGACCCAGCCCCUUUUCCUCCAUUGAUGUGCGGGGAGCUCCUCCCGCCACGCGUUAAUUUCUGUUGGCUGAGGAGGGUGGACUCUGCGGCGUUUCCAGAACCCGAGGUUUGGAGCCCUCCCUGGCUGCACUUGGCUGGGUUUGCAGUCAGAUACACAGAUUUCACCUGGGAGAACCUCUUUUUCUCCCUCGACUCUUCCUAAGUAAACUCCCACCCCUGACUUACCCUGGAGGAGGGGUGACUGCGACCUGAUGGGAUUGCACGGUUUGGGUAUUCUUAAUGACCAGGCAAAUGCCUUAAGUAAACAAACAAGAAAUGUCUUAAUUGUACACCCCAAGUAAAUACGGGUUUCUUACAUUAGAGGAUGUAUUUAUAUAAUUAUUUGUUAAAUUGUAAAAAAAAAAAAAAAAUGUGUAAAAUAUGUAUAUAUCCAAAGAUAUAGUGUGUACAUUUUUUUGUAAAAAGUUUAGAGGCUUACCCCUGUAAGAACAGAUAUAAGUAUUCUAUUUUGUCAAUAAAAUGACUUUUGAUAAAUGAUUUAA
Pongo pygmaeus (Bornean orangutan) is the source of this 2813-nucleotide messenger RNA. It is a transcript of the gene FZD8, whose product is annotated as frizzled class receptor 8. The transcript has a single exon. NCBI's taxonomy places the organism in Eukaryota, Metazoa, Chordata, Mammalia, Primates, Hominidae. Bases 1 to 2070 code for a protein of 689 amino acids. Gene Ontology annotation, biological process: non-canonical Wnt signaling pathway; canonical Wnt signaling pathway. Gene Ontology annotation, molecular function: Wnt-protein binding; Wnt receptor activity. The record is from RefSeq and is a predicted model, not a curated record. Gene Ontology annotation, cellular component: plasma membrane.